AUUGUAAGGGUAUGAGACAUUAAUAUGCAACACGAAAUGUCUGAUAGUUUUCCUGCCUCGGGAGAUUGGAAGUCAGAAGGGUUUAGACGCAAGGUCGUUCAACAAAUCGAUGAUGCAUUACGGGCUGCAGGGAACCCUGGGAAUAAGUCGAGUCCCGAGAUGGAAAACCAUGUUUUCCAAAGAUCAAAGUCCAGAGAUGACUACCUGGCACUCGUUGCUCGCCUGAUUAUUCACGUAAGAGAAAUAAAUUCUAAAAAAGAGAAGCAGCAACAGCAACAGAUGGCUCCAAAUAUGCUAGGGGGUCCUCAGGGUAUGCAAGACCCCUUGAAUGCUUUACAGAACCCACUGAAUGCGCUCCAGAGUAUGAGUAAGGCAGGGAUGCCCCCUGGACUACAGGGCCAACAGCUACAGGGACCUCCUCAAGGCAUGAUGGGAGGUAUGCCCGCUGGUAAUCAAAUGGUGCGUCCUGGAAUGGUGGGGAUGAACCAACAAAUGAGACAGCCCCAACCACAGCAACAAAUGAUGGCUCAAAAUAUGGGAGGUCAACCCAUGGGUGUUCAGAAUAUAGGAGGCCAAAGUAUGGGAGGGAUGCAGGCUAUGCAGAGAGGCCAGCCAGCUCUUAGCCCAUAUGGACAGACUAGCCAGGCCACACCCUCCAGUUUAUCAUCAGUUCUGUCCCCUCCUCAAGUGGGAAUGGUUCCCUCUCCCUCCCCUGGGAAUGCCAUGCCUAUCCCCAGCCCAGGCUCCCGUCAGAGUAAUACUGCUCCAUCCCCAGGGGGUGGACUGAACACUCCAGGGAAUCCAAACUCCAUGGGUGCAAGCGCAAGCCCUGCUGCAAGAACGGCAGAAGAUAUUGCUUAUGCAGAGAAACAUAAACAGUUGUCACGGUAUAUUGAGCCACUAAGACGUAUGAUUAGCCGUAUCGACAAAGAUGAAAACAGGAAGAAAGAAUUGAGUAAAAUGAAGCGCCUCCUGGAUGUGCUUAGUGACACAAAGACGCGCAGUGUUCCUAUGUCAACGCUACUCAAAUGUGAGAAUGUCCUCGAGAAGCUAGAGCUUCAAGUUCAAAAAUCGACAGCAGCAACCACGCCUGGUACAACGACCCCAACCACAACUGCGUUAGGAGUAACAGCAGCAGCCACAACAGCUGUAACCACAGCUGCAGAGGCACCCAAGCCAGUGACUCACAUCUGCCAGCCUUUGUUAGAUGCUGUAGCAGCCCAUGCCAGAUCGCCAAUGCUCAAUCACACACUCUAUAGGACUUUUAGUCCAGCCAUACAGGCCUUACAUGGGCCUCCAAUAAGAUGCCCCUCCCCACCUCCAAAGAAGCAAAAGAUUGAACAAGACAGAGAAAAUAAUUUUGUUCCAAAUGUCCUGCAAGGUGAAAUUGCGCGUCUUGACUAUAGAUUCCGAGUGAACCUGCAUCCACUUUGCCAGGCUGGCUGUAAGGAUAUACAGCUAAUCUGUAAACUAGAAGACAAAGAUCUCCCGAGUGUACCCCCUCUCAAUGUAACAGUGCCAGCAGGUUACCCUAAAGUCAGCCCUAUAUGUGACACAAAACAUAAAGAUUAUGAUAUGACAGAAUUCCUGAAAAAUGUCAUGAACAAUUUAACAGCACGACUAGUUCGUUUAGCAGAGAUACAUUCAUUAUCAACAUUACUAGACACGUGGGAAAUGUCAGUGAGAGUUGCUUGCAACAACAAAGAUUAAAGACUAGAGAAAUAUAAAACUUUUGUAGAAAACCUGUGUAAUAAAACCAAACCUAUCGGAACAUUAUUGUUAGGUAAAAGGUUGCUGAAAGGUCUUGAUUUUACUCAUUAAAGCUUCGGACCAAUCAAUGUUCAACUUAUUUACAGUAUACUUCAUUAAAAAAUAUUCUAUUAUGAAACCUGGCUUAACUUGUUCAGUCAGAAAAAUGUAAUUUGUGCAUGCUGAUUUUACCAAGAUCUGAUAAUUGUACAUUCAAAAUUGAUCAAUAAUUGAAAUUAAGUGGAGUUUUUCUCUCUCAAGAAUUGUGAUAAUUUGGGUAGAUAAUGCAACAAUUUGCUUGUCUUUGAAAGUCCAAUAUAGACUUCUUACAACAUGCAUUAUUUACAUAUGCAAUGUGUUUAUACUGUGUAGCCUACAUCUACAUCUAUUAUACAUUUUCAGAAAUGGCUGUCUCUCCUUUUCCACAUCAACAAUGUGUCUCUUGCAAUGGGAAAUGUGCAAUUAUGAAUUCACUAUACAUGUACAAUAUAUCCAUGAAUUCACUAUACAUGUACAAUAUAUCCAUGAAUUCACUGUACAUGUGCAAUAUAUUCAUGAAUUCACUGUAUAUGUGCAAUAUAUUCAUGAACUCACUGUACAUGUGCAAUAUAUUAGUGUUUAUGUACUAAGAAAUAAUUACUGGAGAUUCUAAAUUCCCAUUUGUGUACAAUAAAUACCUGCUCAUGUUCAGUAAGUUGGUGUUCAUGUUCAAUAAAUUACUUGCACGAGAAAUGUUUGGGAUUUAAUUAAGUUUUUGGAUACUAACAUGGAAAUUGAUGAUUCAAAUUAUUUAUAUAUGAAUGGUUUCCACUUGAUAAUUUCUGACAAGAUCCAUGAUGAAGAGCUGAAGAACAUUUUUAUGGUAAAGCCUGUAUAUAGUACUAUUGAACACCUAUGGAGCCACAAAAAGGUGUUCACUUCAGGUAGCUGUUCACUACAGAGAGGGGAUUUAUACAGGUGUCAAUGUAAAAUGUGUCUUGAAGUGGUGUUCACUAAACA
This is a messenger RNA of Owenia fusiformis, 2748 nucleotides long. Lineage: Eukaryota; Metazoa; Annelida; Polychaeta; Sabellida; Oweniidae. The record is from the annotation of a GenBank genome assembly.